Molecule: messenger RNA, 2589 nt
Organism: Medioppia subpectinata
Lineage: Eukaryota; Metazoa; Arthropoda; Arachnida; Sarcoptiformes; Oppiidae
Source: the annotation of a GenBank genome assembly
UGCUAUCAAUUGCUUUUAUUGUCACUAUUUUUGCUCAUUUUGUUGUCACUCUUUGUCUUCAAUGCACUCCUCUUUACCACCAAUUAUGACAAUAAGAUAAUCGCUCGCAAUAUAUGCCACACAUUGACCGCCGAUGGCGAUGACGACCACCACUACAGGAUCCGCUACCAAUCCAUACGCCGGUCGUCCCGCCAGAAGUCGGAUCAGCUCUUAGUUGGCGACCGCCGAAGGCAUCCGGACUCCAGUUUUGUCAAUAUAUCGGACAAUAUCUUUAUUUACUCGGCCUUCGAGGUCGACAACCAUUACCUCGUGUUAAUCGGUUUGGCGAAGAAGUUGUUUGAUCCGAUCGACGGCUACGGAAAUCCAUACAAUAAUAGCAUCCCAUUAAACGAUUAUCAAUACUUGUGUGGAUUCAAUGACAACAUAGCGCUGACCACUCGAGCGGUGGUCGAGUAUCUGCCGGAAGGCCACCACUACUCGUACUCUGCCGUCAAAGUGAAGUGCAAAAAACCGAAACUCUUUGAACAAAAGUUGUCCAUAAAUGGCGUUAAACUCAUUGAAAGGGAAACGAAGAGCAAAGCCAUCGCCAAAGCCAUUGAAUCUCAAUUGGUUUCCAUCACUAAAAGCACUGCCAAUACCAGUGAGACGGUCGACGAUAGGGCCGCCGAUCGGGAACUAGUGGUAUGCGUGCGUCCGCUAUACGGAAACAUAUCGGCCAUACAUUUGCUUGAGUUCAUAGCCUACUAUCGGCUCAAUUCUGUGGACAAAAUCGUGUUUUACAACUCGUUUAGCGAUUCGCUCACUCCGGACGACAUGCGGCCACUAAUGGAAACGUUGUCCGCGAUGUCAUUCGUUGAUGUCUUGCCGUUUGUCAUUCCCAACAACUCGGAUGACCGCGAGAUAGUGCACGCGAGGGGACAGUUGACUGCCGUUCACGACUGUCUGCACCGCUACGCCGAUCGCAUACAAAUACACGUCGACUUUGAUGAGUACUUACGGCCGUCGAAGUCCCAGACGAUCCGCGAGUUUGUCUCGUCGCCCGACAUCACUGGUUGGUCGGCUCUGGUUGUGCCCACCGUUAUAUUCUGCACCGAAUACAGCCGUCUGCUCGCCGACGAUGACGGCCGCAGUGGUGGCCACUCUUCCGACCCGUUGCUCACCUCCAACUUCAACCGCCAGAAGACUGUAUGGCCGCACGAAAUACGGUCCAAAGUGGUGGUCAUGAAACCAAAACUCGUGUCCCAAAUGGGUAUUCACAACGUGUGGAAACUCUUUCACCGCAAACACACCGCCGAUCCCAUACUGAACGUGCCAUCCGAUCAACUCCUUUCUAUUGGCGCGUAUGUCGUGUCCAACGGGAAGUCGGGGCCGAAGACGUCGGACACAAUGCAAACCAUUGAAUCGUUUUUGAAGGGAAAAAGUUUUAAAGACUGGAAUGAGAGACUGAAGAGCAGGAGAAAGCGGUCGGCGCUUCUGUCGUCCGGUUCCACACAAAUCGAGGGCUCAAUGGAUCCGAUGAAAGUCUAUAGAGAUUUGUUCAAACGAUACGACACGACAGACGACGCCGAGAGUAAGUCCCAGCGCAACGAAUGCCGCAAAAGGCGACUCCGAAUGUGUCAACAGCACCUGCCCUUCAAUUCAACCGUUUAUCCCAAUAUUAUCGGCGAUCAGUCGGAGGAAGAGGUGAAUCAAUCGAUACCGUUCUUCAAUCUGAUUGGAAAGUCGGGCUGUAAUAGGCGUUUGAAACAAUUGUUGUGCUCAUUCCUGGAGCCUCCCUGUCAUAACGGCCGACCCAUCCCUCCCUGCAAGAAGUUCUGUCGCGUCGCUCUCGAGGGAUGCGCUGAAUAUAUUCCGGCGACACUUGAGUUGUCGUCGGUGUUUGACUGUCGCCAAUAUCCCGACUCUACGGACCCAACCGUUUGCGUGAAUCUGGCGUUAGGCACGUCCUGUGCCAGCGACGAGUUUCACUGUCCAGACAUGACAUGCAUUUCUAAACGAUGGGUUUGCGAUGGAGUUCGUGAUUGUAUCUUUGCUGCGGAUGAGGCCAACUGUAAUAAUGGACAUUCAGAAGCGUGUUCGAGUGAAGAGUUUGAAUGCGAUCGCAAGUGUGUGCCCCUCACCUGGAAAUGUGACGGCGACAGAGACUGUCAGGACAACAGCGAUGAGGCCAACUGUACGUCCCGACCCUCUUGUGGACCCGAUAGGUUCAAGUGUGGCGAUGGCUUUGGUUGCAUACCUCGCCGAUGGGUUUGCGAUGGAAAAGAGGAAUGUCGUGACGGAUCGGAUGAAGUCGGAUGCGCUCAAAAGGAUUGUUCCCGGGGUGAUUUCAAAUGCGACAAUGGGAUCUGUAUACCAAGUAUAUGGAGAUGUGACGGCGCCUCUGAUUGCAAGGAUCAAUCUGAUGAGAGAAACUGCGGUAACACUAACUCCAACCAAUUGAGACACAUUUCCGGACACCUCCAGCCCGAUGGCCAACAGUCCUCCGGUCAAUCACAGCCUCCGAUAAUAGCCCCGCAAAUACUGAAUAGUAUUGUGAACGGAAUCCACGGAUACCCACAACAAGAUCACAUGCGAUGGACUAUGAAUUAA